AUGAAUUCUCGUUCUGUAUCAUUUGUUGAUAGACUGGAAUUAGAAUUCACUGGAAAUCACUUCUCACAUGCUCUAACUUUAGGAGAUGUGGACGGAGAUGGACUCAAUGAGUUUAUCGUUGGUAAUGUCGAAGGACAGUUGUCUGUUUUUAAAGGAAAUACUUCAGGAAAACCCUGGCGUAGUGCAACAGGAUUAGGAUCUAUAACGUGUGUCACUACUGGUGAUCUAUUUAAUACAGGGAAGGUUCAAUUAAUAUGCAUCAAUGCAAUGGGGAUGUGCUAUAUAUUCAGCUUAUAUCGUUCAUCAAAGUCAAGAACAGGUAGUAGUGUGGAGCCAGUACAUACGCAGGAACUGCCUCCUAAUAUUAAAGUGAUGAUCAUCGCCAGUAUAGCUCCCGAUAAUAAGGAAGAACUGUUUGUUGGUCACACUGACCGAUAUAUUGGAGUCUACCGCUGGACUAACGACUUUAACAGGUUGGAGUUACGUCACAGAUUAACACUGGAAAGACAAAUUGGUUCAUUAUCUGUUACCAUGACAUCAGAUGGGCGGAGUCAACUCCUUGUGUCUCAAGUGGGCGGUACUUACGUUCCCCUGGAAUAUGUAGAGAAUGUUGAGGACCUCUUCCCCUCCAUAUCCUCCUCCUCAAUGCUAUCAGAUAAUUCUACUAAAGAUAUUCAAGACUCCAGCGACACUGGCAGAGGAGACAAGGAGAACUACAUUAACAUGAGUUUAGAGAAUGAGCCGGAGGAGAAGAGGAGGGCAAGUGACUCCGUCAGUCUUAAACAAAAUAAAACACCAAAGGUGUCUAGACACUCCUCUACUGGUGAU
Messenger RNA from Amphimedon queenslandica, 828 nucleotides. Its product is annotated as integrin-alpha FG-GAP repeat-containing protein 2-like. Lineage: Eukaryota; Metazoa; Porifera; Demospongiae; Haplosclerida; Niphatidae. The record is from RefSeq and is a predicted model, not a curated record. The annotation marks the transcript as partial. Gene Ontology annotation, cellular component: KICSTOR complex. Gene Ontology annotation, biological process: regulation of TOR signaling. The transcript has 7 exons.